AUGGACCCUCCGCCCGCGGACGAACCCAACCUCCAACCAGCUUCCAUCAAUCGUCGGAGCAAACCCCAGCUCUCCUGUAAUCUAUGUCGUCGGAGGAAGCUCCGAUGCGAUCGCAAGGAGCCCUGUUCGACAUGCACCGCUCGUGGAUUGGCGCUGUCGUGUGCCUAUCCCAGCAAUCAAGCCCCAGCCCAGCGCCGACGGGCGCCUGGGCCACAUGAGACCCAUAAGGGUCGACCCCAAGCAACCGUUCAGGACCGCUUGGGCCAGUUGGAGCAGAUUGUUGUUUCGCUGAUGCAGAAGACCACCUCCGAUGGCCAAGACCGGCCGGCCCAGCAUCCAGUUACGUCGGUUCAACAAGAUCGCCCCGAAGAGGGCUCAUCGGAAGGGGCCACAAAUUCUGAAGACUCUCCAGCUCAAUCCGACAGCGGAAAUGUAUGGUUUAGCUCUUCGGAUACCCAGUACGUCGGAGGAACCCACUGGGCUGCCAUCCUGGAUGGGAUCGCCGACCUGAAGGAGCAGCUUGAACGGGAAGACCAUGGGAACAUGGAAAAACCUGAUAUGCUGCAUACUUUCCUGCUGUAUGGAUGUAAAUCAGCGAGUAAAGAAGAUAUCUUGGCAGCUCUGCCCGAUCGACCCGCCGUCGAUCGUUAUAUCUCCCAGUACUUCAAUCGGUUGGACUUGGCGCCAUGUAAGCCCCUGAUCUGCAAUAUUUGA
Molecule: messenger RNA, 714 nt
Organism: Penicillium concentricum
Lineage: Eukaryota; Fungi; Ascomycota; Eurotiomycetes; Eurotiales; Aspergillaceae
Product: Zn(II)2Cys6 transcription factor domain-containing protein
Exons: 2
Coding region: 1-714 (237 amino acids)
Biological process (GO): regulation of DNA-templated transcription
Cellular component (GO): nucleus
Molecular function (GO): zinc ion binding; DNA-binding transcription factor activity, RNA polymerase II-specific
Source: RefSeq, a predicted model, not a curated record